Salvelinus namaycush (lake trout) is the source of this 3401-nucleotide messenger RNA. RefSeq names its product nuclear factor 1-like. Gene Ontology annotation, biological process: regulation of transcription by RNA polymerase II. The transcript is spliced from 3 exons. The coding region runs from base 143 to 898 and encodes 251 amino acids. Lineage: Eukaryota; Metazoa; Chordata; Actinopteri; Salmoniformes; Salmonidae. Gene Ontology annotation, molecular function: RNA polymerase II cis-regulatory region sequence-specific DNA binding; DNA-binding transcription factor activity, RNA polymerase II-specific. The record is from RefSeq and is a predicted model, not a curated record. Gene Ontology annotation, cellular component: nucleus.
UAGGCUUUCACUUUCAGCUCUCGAGGCGGGGUUAGUGGUACGGCAUAGAGUGAGCGCGAGGGGCACAGCGGAGCGUUUUGCAAUGCAGUACCACAUGCAGCGGACUUCCAACUUCUACCCAACUUGAAUAAGAUUCCACUUUAUGAACUCUAAAAUAACCAUGUACUCCCCUUACUGCUUGACACAGGAUGAAUUCCACCCGUUCAUCGAGGCCCUGCUGCCCCACGUCCGAGCCUUCUCCUACACAUGGUUCAACCUGCAGGCCCGCAAGCGCAAGUACUUCAAGAAGCACGAGAAGAAGAUGUCCAAGGAGGAAGAGCGUGCAGUCAAAGAUGAACUGCUGGGAGAAAAAUCCGAGAUCAAACAGAAAUGGGCGUCGAGGCUCCUCGCCAAGCUCCGCAAGGACAUCCGGCCAGAGUUCCGGGAGGACUUUGUCCUCACCAUCACCGGGAAGAAAGCCCCCUGCUGCGUCCUCUCCAACCCCGACCAGAAGGGUAAGAUCAGGAGGAUCGACUGCCUGCGCCAGGCCGACAAGGUGUGGAGGCUGGACCUGGUCAUGGUCAUCCUGUUCAAGGGCAGCCCACUGGAGAGCACGGACGGAGAGCGGCUGGCCAAGUCGCCCCAGUGCUCCAACCACGGCCUGUGUGUCCAGCCGCAUCACAUCGGUGUCUCCGUCAAAGAGCUGGAUCUCUACCUGGCCUACUUCGUCCAGGCACCAGGCUUUUGUACCAGAGUCAAGCAUGAAAUGUGUCCAGUCCCCAAAACCAUAUACCCGCACAGAAGGGUUCCCUCGACCUCUGAGACAGAAGGAGGGAAUGGAGGGAUACUGACUGAGUGGAGAGUGGAGAGCAGAGCUCCAGGCCAGUCCAGGCUCAGUCCCAGCCAGAGAGCAUGUUGAGGGUGUUAAGCCAGGGAACAUGGCCUAUUCAGCGGGUUCAUCUUUGGCAGUCCCCCUGUUCCCCAAUACUGCCGCUUAGCUAGCUACUCACACAGCUUGGCUAAGGCUAACACUGCUAGCUACUAUAACAUUAGGUUUUCUAUGGUGAUGCUACACAAUACAGAAUCAGAUCCACAGUGGAUAUUAUCACACAUUUCUUUUGUUGCAAAUCAGAAAAACAAUAGAACAUAUUCUGGUUUUAGAGCCCGACCGAUAUAUAUUGUUUCACCAGUAUUAUCAGCUGAUAAGGGCCUUUUGACGCUAUAUAUCGAUAUUGGCCAAUAAUUCCACAAUAACUGAUAUUCAAUAAGUAGGGUUAAGAAAAGGGAAUCUAAGGCUCAUCUGAAGACUCGCUGGCAUUCUCAGGAUGUGUCAUUAUUGUCACAAUGUUACAAAUCAACAUUUGAAGCAUAUUUCUUUGAUAAUUGCUGUUUUGGAUGGCAAUUUAUGAGAACUUUUACAUUUCCUUUCAAUGAAACAGUAUAUUGACAGAUAUAUCAGUAUUGGUAAGUAUUGUGCACCAAAAAAUCUGAAUCGGUGUCGGACCCGGAAAAAAACAUAACGGUCGGCCUCCAGUUUUUACUGAACGAAAAGAGAGAAAACGAAAGAAAAAAAAUCAGCUUUUUAUUUGUGGAUGAAAGAAUGAAGACUCGUGAUGAGUGUCGUCUUAAUUCGGGGAGGGAGGAUUGGGGGGGAUGUCUAGUGGUGAGAAGUGAGAGGAAUACUAGUGGUGUCGUCGGUGGCGGUUGGUUUCUGGCACCAUGUAGCUUAGCUGCUCUCUGUGGAAGAUGCCAAAUGUUCACACACUAUCCUUGCCAACCUCCGUCCUUCUGAUCCUCUCUUUCUUUCUUUUCUUUCUUUCUUUUCUUUAUGUUGUCCCCCUUUUGUUUAUAUUCUUCUUGGCGGUUCAGAUGAAUGCCCUCUCAAAGGCUCAUUAGCACCAUGGACCGACUGAACUGUUUGUCAGUGGCAAAAAAAGAUUUCUGAACAACAAUUUCGGGAAUGAAAAAUGUAGGUGAAAAAAAAUCCUGAAAGAAAAGGUUUUAUUUUGCCUCUUUAUUUUGGUGUUGUUAAUCGGGAGAUUUUACUGUCGUUAGUUUUCCUUUGUUUUGAUAAAUUCUCUGACCUUCAUAUAUUCUGUGGAAGCUGUUCAUUCAAUCAAGGUGUGUUAUUAUAGACAAGGGGCGAUAAUUAGUGAAAAUAUUAGCAAAUACUGUUUUAACCUUUCAUAUUGAUUAGAAUUUUAACAAAGGCCUAAUUAUUAUAUUACAUUUAAAUACACUAAAUUAUGUAUCAUAGUGAUUUGGCUGAUAUUCAGGUAUCAUUACUGCCGUAAUUGUAUAUUUUCUCUCUCAAUCUCUCUCUCUUUCUCCGAGGAGCCGUUUUCUCUCCUUGUUCCUUUUGCUUCCUUCUCAGAAUCCACUUUAGAAGACAGCCUUGGUAAGGGCAUCGUUUGGUGUUGGUUACGCCGUGAGAAGGAGAGAGGUUUAAAGCCUAGCCGUGCGAGAGGGUGGUAGCUAGCUAGGGCUAAAGAGCAAAGCACCACAACAGAGCAAACGGCAGAGAAUCAUCAUUUGGCAGAGAGUAAGUCUGUGGAAGAGAGUACGCCUCAAAUCAGUUUGGACACAGAUCUAGGACACUAGACGGAGGAGAAGAAAGAGGGAUGAAACAGGAUAGAAAGAGGGAUGAAACAGGAUAGAAAGAGGGAUGAAACGGGAUAGAAAGAGGGAUGAAACGGGAUAGAAAGAGGGAUGAAACGGGAUAGAAAGAGGGAUGAAACGGGAUAGAAAGAGGGAUGAAACGGGGUAGAAAGAGGGAUGAAACGGGAUAGAAAGAGGGAUGAAACGGGAUAGAAAGAGGGAUGAAACGGGAUAGAAAGAGGGAUGAAACGGGAUAGAAAGAGGGAUGAAACGGGAUAGAAAGAGGGAUGAAACGGGGUAGAAAGAGGGAUGAAAUGGGAUAGAAAGAGGGAUGAAACGGGAUAGAAAGAGGGAUGAAACGGGAUAGAAAGAGGGAUGAAACGGGAUAGAAAGAGGGAUGAAACGGGAUAGAAAGAGGGAUGAAACGGGAUAGAAAGAGGGAUGAAAUGGGAUAGAAAGAGGGAUGAAACGGGAUAGAAAGAGGGAUGAAACGGGAUAGGGAACAACAGGAUGGGGGGGCACACAUGAACGUCUGUGUUUGAGUGUGUGUGCUGUACGUGGUGGUGCGUGUGCGUUGCCUCUGUGUGUCUUCUACUGUCCCUCAACCUCAAUGAGGAUUAGACAAACCACGACCGGGCCAGUGGACGGUGGUAGAUACAUGGUUAUGAAGGAAACAAGGCUCUCUCCUCCUCAAAAGGCUCCAUUCAUGAUGAACUGGAGAGAUUUCUCUGAGGGGAGAGAAAGGAGGGUUCAGGGGACACCAUGGAGGGUUCAGGACCAACACUUGUUUUAGAUAACAGGGUGAGUUUUAUACUGUGGCAGGA